ACGGCCGGUUCCGGCUGAAUGUCAGUGCGGGGCUGUGGGCCGGGGAGGAAGGUGGUUGGCGGUCCCUUCACCACCUCCGCCGCUGCCACCUCCGCUUGUGCUGCCACUGCGGGCGUCGGGCCACUCGGCCGGUCGGGCAUGAGACCGUGAGGCGAGCGACGGGCCGGGACCGCCGACAUGUUUGGCCGCUCUCGGAGCUGGGUGGGCGGGGGCCACGGCAAGUCCUCCCGCAACAUCCACUCCUUGGACCACCUCAAGUAUCUGUACCAUGUUUUAACGAAGAACACCACAGUCACAGAACAGAACCGGAACCUGCUGGUGGAGACCAUUCGUUCCAUCACUGAGAUCCUGAUUUGGGGAGAUCAGAAUGACAGCUCUGUAUUUGACUUCUUCCUGGAGAAGAAUAUGUUUGUUUUCUUCUUGAACAUCCUGCGGCAGAAAUCCGGCCGCUAUGUGUGCGUUCAGCUGCUGCAGACCUUGAACAUCCUCUUUGAGAAUAUUAGUCACGAGACCUCACUUUAUUAUUUGCUCUCUAAUAACUAUGUAAAUUCAAUCAUUGUCCAUAAAUUUGACUUUUCCGAUGAGGAGAUUAUGGCAUAUUAUAUAUCGUUCCUGAAAACGCUUUCGUUAAAACUCAACAACCACACUGUCCAUUUUUUUUACAAUGAGCACACCAAUGACUUUGCCCUGUACACAGAAGCCAUCAAAUUUUUCAAUCACCCUGAAAGCAUGGUUAGAAUUGCUGUAAGAACCAUAACUUUGAAUGUGUAUAAAGUGGAUAACCAGGCCAUGCUGCACUAUAUCAGAGAUAAAACUGCUGUCCCUUACUUCUCCAAUUUGGUCUGGUUCAUCGGGAGCCACGUGAUCGAACUUGAUAACUGUGUGCAGACUGACGAGGAGCACCGGAAUCGGGGGAAACUGAGUGACCUGGUAGCUGAGCACCUGGACCACCUGCACUAUCUCAAUGACAUCCUGAUCAUCAACUGUGAGUUUCUCAACGAUGUGCUCACAGACCACCUGCUCAACAGGCUUUUCCUGCCCCUCUACGUGUACUCACUAGAGAACCAGGACAAGGGAGGAGAACAACCGAAAAUCAGCCUGCCGGUGUCUCUCUAUCUUCUGUCGCAGGUCUUCCUAAUUAUACAUCAUGCACCGCUGGUGAACUCAUUAGCUGAAGUCAUUCUGAAUGGUGAUCUGUCUGAGAUGUACGCUAAGACUGAACAGGAUGUUCAGAGAAGUUGUGCCAAGCCCAGCAUCCGGUGCUUCAUUAAACCCACUGAGACGCUUGAGCGGUCCCUUGAGAUGAACAAGCACAAGGGCAAGAGGCGGGUGCAAAAGAGACCCAACUACAAAAAUGUUGGGGAGGAAGAAGAUGAGGAGAAAGGGCCCACCGAGGAUGCCCAAGAAGACACCGAGAAGGCUAAAGGUACAGAGGGUGGUUCAAAAGGCACCAAGACGAGUGGGGAGAGUGAAGAGAUCGAGAUGGUCAUCAUGGAGCGCAGCAAGCUCUCGGAGCUGGCCACCAGCACCUCCGUGCAGGAACAGAACACCACAGAUGAGGAGAAGAGCGCCGCUGCCACGGGUUAUGAGAACACGCAGUGGAGCAGACCCUUCCUAGAUAUGGUGUACCACUCCCUGGACAGCACAGAUGACGACUACCAUGCCCUGUUUGUGCUCUGCCUUCUCUAUGCCAUGUCUCAUAAUAAAGGCAUGGAUCCUGAAAAAUUGGAGCGAAUCCAGCUCCCAGUGCCAAAUGUGGCCGAGAAGACUACCUACAACCAUCUCCUGGCUGAAAGACUCAUCAGGAUCAUGAACAAUGCUGCCCAGCCAGAUGGAAAGAUCCGGUUGGCGACGCUGGAGCUGAGCUGCCUGCUCCUGAAGCAGCAAGUCCUGACCAGCUCUGGCUGCAUCAUAAAAGAUGUGCACCUGGCCUGCCUGGAGGGAGCAAGAGAAGAAAGCGUUCACCUCGUACGACAUUUUUAUAAGGGAGAAGAAAUUUUUCUGGACAUGUUUGAAGAUGAGUACAGGAGCAUGACAAUGAAGCCCAUGAAUGUGGAGUAUCUCAUGAUGGAUGCCUCCAUCCUGCUGCCCCCAACAGGCACGCCGCUGACAGGCAUUGACUUCGUGAAGCGGCUGCCCUGUGGCGAUGUGGAGAAGACCCGGCGGGCGAUCCGGGUGUUCUUCAUGCUGCGUUCCCUGUCACUGCAGCUGCGAGGGGAGCCCGAGACCCAGUUGCCACUGACUCGGGAGGAGGACCUGAUCAAAACCGAUGACGUCCUGGAUCUGAAUAACAGCGACUUGAUUGCAUGCACAGUGAUCACCAAGGAUGGUGGCAUGGUCCAGAGAUUCCUGGCUGUUGAUAUUUACCAGAUGAGUUUGGUGGAGCCCGACGUGUCCAGGCUUGGCUGGGGAGUCGUCAAGUUUGCAGGCCUCCUACAGGACAUGCAGGUGACUGGUGUGGAGGAUGACAGCCGUGCCCUGAACAUCACCAUCCACAAGCCUGCGUCCAGCCCCCAUUCCAAGCCCUUCCCCAUCCUGCAGGCCACCUUCAUUUUCUCGGACCAUAUCCGCUGCAUCAUUGCCAAGCAGCGCCUGGCCAAGGGCCGCAUCCAGGCGAGGCGCAUGAAGAUGCAGAGGAUAGCUGCCCUCCUGGACCUCCCAGUCCAGCCAACAACUGAAGUCCUGGGAUUUGGACUCGGCUCCUCCACUUCCACCCAGCACCUGCCUUUCCGCUUCUACGACCAGGGUCGCCGGGGCAGCAGCGACCCCACGGUGCAGCGCUCUGUGUUCGCAUCUGUGGACAAGGUGCCAGAAACUCUGGAAGCUGGUAUCACUUGCCCUGCUCAGACCAAGACCACAGAGCUCACACGAGGCUUCGCUGUGGCCCAGUGCAUAAACCAGCACAGCUCACCGUCCUUGUCCUCACCAUCACCGCCAUCUGCCAGUGGGAGCCCCAGUGGCAGCGGGUCCACCAGCCACUGUGACUCGGGCGGCGCCAGCUCAUCCUCCACUCCCUCCAUGGCCCAGAGCCCAACAGAUGCCCCCACAACUCCGGAACAGCCUCAGCCUCACUUUCCUGACCAGCUGGUGAUCGUCAACGAAACAGAAGCAGACUCCAAGCCUACCAAGAGUUUGGCCAGGAGUGCGGACAUGGAGACUGCCAACCUGUCCCCCAGCCUCAUCCCUGCCCCACAGCCCACCAUCUCCCUGCUCUGUGAGGACACUGCUGACACGCUGAGCGUUGAAUCUCUGACCCUUGUCCCCCCCGUCGAUCCCUGCAGCCUCCGUGCCCUCACCAGCAUCCCCCCACCUCCCAUGCCAGCUGUACCGUGCCCGGUGACCCCGGGCAAGGAGGCUGCGUGUGUGGAGCCCGCGGGCCCUGCGGAGCACUGAGUCAGCACCAGGGCCUCCCUUUGCAUUUGUGGCCCCCUGGAAGGGACCCACUGCAGGCAACUGGCAGCACUCAGUCACCAUCUCAGCCUCUUAUCCCUGCGCCCCUCGAAUCGGAAGAAAACCAUGCUGCGUUUGAA
This is a messenger RNA of Cynocephalus volans (Philippine flying lemur), 3530 nucleotides long. RefSeq names its product C-type lectin domain containing 16A (gene CLEC16A). Gene Ontology annotation, biological process: endosome to lysosome transport; endosomal transport; regulation of autophagosome maturation. NCBI's taxonomy places the organism in Eukaryota, Metazoa, Chordata, Mammalia, Dermoptera, Cynocephalidae. The record is from RefSeq and is a predicted model, not a curated record. The transcript has 24 exons. Gene Ontology annotation, cellular component: endolysosome membrane; late endosome. Bases 178 to 3393 code for a protein of 1071 amino acids.